UUUCAGGUUUAAUGGGUAUAAAAUCCGAGAUGUAUUUAAAUAUAGGUAAUUGAGCGAAAUCACUGGCUGGAAAGUAAUGGCAUCUAAUGGUUAUCUGAUGGAGAGUGUUGAAUCUAAUGACUCUCAGGAGAGAGCUGGAUCGUUGGUUGACGUAUCAGAAUAUUUCAGCCAUGUGGACGAAUGUCGUGCUUUAACUGAGCAGAUUCCGCUAACAUCUUCAUCUGGUACGCCGAAAGCAAAACUAACGUGUUUUGAUGUCGGCCAUAAUUAUAUCGCAUUUGGAAGUGACCGUGGCACUUUAUUCCUUUUUAAUCGUCGAUUAAAUCGCAGCGCUACCCCCUUACGAACAAAUAUCGAUGACUUGAUCACAUGUGUAAAACUUUUCUCAGGAGAAUAUGAUUUGCUCGCUGCAGGGCAUAAUUCCGGAGGCCUUAUAUUACUGAAUUUCCCAACCGGGAAGCCCGGCUCAACUAGAAGAUUAGAACAAAAUCUUUCAUUUGAUGGACAUAAGGGACAUGCGAUCAGUUGUAUUGCAUGGACAGAAGAUGGCAAAAAAGUAUUUUCUGCCGAUGGCACUGGCGUUGUAGUCGUCACUUCGGUCGAUUUUAUUCAUAAUAUCUUUCAAACAACGUUUGUCUGUCUCGAACAUUCCUGUGUGAUGCAAUUAACUCAUGUCUGCAACCUCCUAGCCCUUUGCACUGUCAAAAGAGUUGCUGUCAUGGAGGAAAAUUUUUUCAAUUCGGUACUGGAAAUCGACCAGCAUCAGCAGAAAGCUGUCGGUAUACAUAUGAUUGCUAAACCUUGUGGAACGGAAUUAUUUGUUCUUCAUUCAGAUGGUCUCAUCAUUAUUUACGAUAUUUCCUGUGGUAGGAAGAAAGGAAGUUUCAGUGUAUCGGAAGAAAUAAUGCAGAAGUUGGACGCAACAGAUUUUUCAAUUGGGCACAGGUCACAACAAUGGCGAUCUUGCAUGUUAACGAUGCAUUCACAAAUUUUCAUAGUUCAUUUCUACAAUUACAUUGUUUUCUUGAAUUUUAAUGACCAGGCUACAACUUUAUCAUCAUUUGAUGUAAACGCUCUUUUCCACGACAGGACAUUUGGAACCUCUGUUUGUGUUGAUCCAAAAUUUCCAUCCCCUAUUAUUUAUGUCCUUGGUCCAGAUAAUCGUGUUUUUUGUCUCUCGUCGAACGAAGUUCCUUCGUAUCUUAAAGAAGCUCACGAAAUACCCAAGGAAUUCACUCCAAAAAAUUUCUUAACCUCUUUUCAAAAAACUACUAAAUUACUGCCGAAUGCGUCAAAGAAUGCAUUUCGGGAUGGCUUGGAAGUGGUAAAGGCGAGGAAUAUUUUCUCUACAUUGCGUAAUUUUCCCAUUCCAGUUUUGAAUGCUAUGCCUGAUUUGAACUCUAUUCUGGAUAAUAGCAGCCGUAAUUUCCUUUGCGAUCAAUCAUCGGAUAGCAGUUCAGAAGAUAAUAAGUUGGUUAUGGAAAUGAAUAAGUCGGGUGUUGCAGUACCUCAUGAAAAGAAUAAUAUUUUGAAACAUUUUGAACAUAUGCAGAUACAACCGGCCAAUAUCAUAGAAAAUGUCAACAAAGUGGCACGAACAUUAGUUGAUAGAGUGGGCGGCUUUGGUACACAGAUCGAAGACGGCUUUCCGGUGCAGUCUAUAUGUGACGCCGGUAUUGUGGACGUGGAAAGAUUAUUGUUUCCAGUUGAACAAGCUGGCAUUCUUCAAGAAAUUAUGGUACGUAGGACGAAGACAGCUUCUGCUAGUAAGCGGAGGAAAACUGAAAAAGUGGAUAAUUUUGAUAGACACAGCUUAAUGGAUUCAACCAAGGAGGAUUUGAGUCCUGUUGAUGAGCAUACGCUGAAAAAUAUUAAAGGAGCACUUACGAUUCCGUUACAAAUUGAUGAAAUGAAUUCCAAGUCUCAGAAUGAUUUCCACGGUGGCAAUAUCGAACAGACUGGCUGUUGUAAAGAGAAUCAAGAAGUGAUUUGGAAUGGUAAAGUGAAUGAUGGUGUUGGUAUGAAAAGUGAAGAGCAUGACUCAGUAACAGGCAUUUUAAUCUCUUAUUUAUUAGCAACUAUUUGGCUGAAUGAACUGAUCUUUAUGGAAUGGAUUAAGCGAACAACAAACAAUACCAUAUGUCGCCCUGAUGAUGAACAACUGAUCAAAGACGUUAUUGUGAUGAAUAACUUCAGCGAUAUUUGGAACGAGAUAAAGCUACCAUAUUCCUGUUCGUCGUUUUCUGUCUCAUCUCAAUAUCUUAUUAUUUGCCAUUCGAAAAAGAAAAGAAGGCCGUGUUACUUGCUUAUUCCAUAUUGCGGCACUCCGCAAUGGAUAAAAUUAAAACAGAAAGCGGAUCAUUUUGUUGUCAAUGAUGAUGGCUCUUUGGUUUGGAAAAUCCUUAAAAAUGUCGCACUUGCACCCAUGGAAAGUGACAAUGGAUCUGAUUCAUUUUUAACAACUCUUCAUUGGAGUGUUGUUGCUGAUGAGGGUGGUGGUAUUAUUGAAGCUGCUCUAACUAGUCGUUCAGCUUGGUACAUAACAAAGUCGGGAGAGGUUUUUGUACAGCUGUGUUUACCGGAAAUGGGCAUUCUCAGUCGGUGUGAAACGUCGGGGCCGUUACAUUCCAUCACUGCAAGUGAGUUGGCAGUUUGGGCGCUACAAGUUGAGUCAGGUCGCCUUGUAGUACGCACUGGACUAAAACAUAGCCCAAUUGGAUUGGAUUGGGUUGAAGUUGUCCCUCAUGGCCCUACACGUCUGAUUAGCAUUUAUUUAUACGGCCAGAGUGGUUGGGCAAUUGAUGCAAAACGUUCACUAUGGUUCACAAAUGGUGUGGGAUAUCAAAGCCCAUUUGGCUGGACAGGAAGCUGGAUGAAAGUUUAUAAUCCGUGGGAUGUUUCACCGGAUAUUAAUCGGUUGUUGGUUCUACCAUGGGUUAUUCGCGUCUCUUCGGCGGGAGUUUUUGUAUGUGUCGACAAGAAGUGUUAUUGGUCAUCUGGCACUAACGUUCUUUCUGGGCAUUGUCUUGAACGCAUUGUAAGAGAUAACCUCUUAGUGGAUAACAAUUUUGAACUAAUAACAGGUGGAAGUUUGAAGGAAGAUUUUGAUUGUUUAACGUUAUGUCGAAUUAACGAAAUAUUUCUUUAUCGAUUGAAAAAUAGCUAUUUUUAUUCUCUACCAGCUUUCCCGUCAUCAUUUAGUUCAAAUGUAAUACAUUUUGCACUUAAAAUAAUUGAAAUAUCAUCUUUUGGCGAGAAUGUAUAUGUGUUGGACAGUUCCGGUUGUAUAUAUGUGAAGGAAAAUAUAAGUACUGUUUCUCCAUUUGGUGUUGAUUGGAAAAUCUUAGAUACAGGCCCUUGCGGUUCACCAAUAAUAUCAUUUACCGUUACAUCGCUUUCAUUGUGGGUAGUUACGGCAACUGGCGAGGCUUGCUUGUAUGUAAAAAGUGAAAAGAAGGAACCACUGGUUGGUACAAACCCUAAAUGGAUUCAUGUGGAAAUUUUGGCAGGUUGUAUAUUCGAUAAGAUUCGUGCAUCCUGUAAUGGAAUGUACGUGUGGGUCUUUUCAAGAAGCAGUGGACGUGCAUGGGCUCGUAAUUCUGUUACGGACGCACUCCCUUCUGGAAAGUCAUGGACAGAGGCAGGCAAUGAACCUGGUGUUUAUGACUUGGCUGUAGGGUGUAAAAUAAUUUGGUCACUUUCCGCUUCUGGACAGCUUCACAGACUUCAAGGUCUUGCAAUCAGUAAUCGAGCUGGGAAUUAUUGGAAGCCUGUUCCACUUUAUCUAAAAACAAUAACUGUUGAUAGAAAAGAAAGGUUAUGGGGAAUAGACAUGAACAGGCGGUUGGCUGAACUGUAUCCUCCCUUCAGUGUUCAUCAGUUGAGGUCCGAUGCAACUUAA
Loa loa (African eye worm) is the source of this 3901-nucleotide messenger RNA. RefSeq lists its product as hypothetical. Lineage: Eukaryota; Metazoa; Nematoda; Chromadorea; Rhabditida; Onchocercidae. The transcript has 27 exons. The record is from RefSeq and is a predicted model, not a curated record. The coding region runs from base 77 to 3901 and encodes 1274 amino acids. Gene Ontology annotation, molecular function: protein binding.